This is a messenger RNA of Parnassius mnemosyne (clouded apollo), 2580 nucleotides long. The record is from the annotation of a GenBank genome assembly. NCBI's taxonomy places the organism in Eukaryota, Metazoa, Arthropoda, Insecta, Lepidoptera, Papilionidae.
AUGGCGAAACCAUUGCAAAAAGACAGAGAGAAUAGAUCUGCCGAUAAAAAGGAUUUAACAUUUCAUCCUUAUAACAUUACGCCAGAAACUGCCCGUACAGCUGUACUGCUUCUGGAGUCACCGGAACCAGAAAUACUAUGUCAAACUCUUCGGGCAAUAACGAAGUUCUCUGCGCAAGAUUUUCAAAAUCGUCAAUUGUUAUUUGACCUGGAGGCGAUACGUUAUAUUCUCCCUCACAUUGAACACAAUGAACUUAACAUCAGGCGAUUUGCACUGAAAGCCCUGGCACAGUUGUGCCAGCUGCCACGUGGACCUGAGCAAGUACUGCUAAAUUCGCAAAAUUUGAGGAAAAUUGCCAAUAUGCUUGUCAAAAUUGAAGAUGUAUUCGUCUUAGAAUUUGCUUCUUUAGUAUUAUCAGAACUAACAAAGGAGCCAUUAGGAUGUGAACAGUUGGUCUCGGCGAACAUUCUAAAUACUUUAUUUUCCAGAAUGAAAAACAGUACAGAUCCUGACGUUCAGAAUAAUUGUCUGCAGACUCUCAGCAAUCUACUCGCCGAUCCGGUGAGCGCUUCUGAAGUAACAAGAAGUCAUCAGUUCAACUGGUCAUCGCUGCUGGCGUUGAUGCAGAGCAAAUACCUCGCUAUACAGCACGCAGCGAUCAAGACAGUCGACCAACUGAUCUGCCGAUAUAAGGACAACGUGGUACAGAAGAGUUUUAGAGCUUCAACUGGAGUACUGGAUCUGUGUGACAUAUUGGAGUCAUAUGAGUUCCGCGAUGUGCACACUGAAGUAUUAGGAGUGCUCCGAAAUUAUGCGGAAACGGAAGAAAAUGCAGCGCAUUUGUACCAGUCUGGAUGUAUCCUACGACUUCUAGCUUAUCUGGAUAUGGCUUUACCAGCUAUGAAGCCCCAUUGUUUGGCCGUACUUACAAAGAUGUCGUUUACCGCCAAUGGGAGAGAUGCGCUUUAUCAAACGGAAACCGACCUGGUGUUUUGCCAUCAAUUGCUGAGUACUAAUGUUGAUUUGUUGGCGGAUGCAGCCAUGGGUGUGGCAAAUAUGACCAAACUCUUACCUUCGGCUGUCCGAAUGUCUGACACCAAUAUCAUCGAGGCUCUUUGUGGUGUUUUAAGCGAUGAAACGACUGCGUGGUUCUAUAUUCGCAUCAACGCGUUGCGAGCGCUUGCCGAACUCUGCCGAAUUAUACCUAAGGCCGCUUACAGACUUGUAGAGCACAGCACGUUCGGUUCGCUCAGGAACAUUAACAAGAAGUACAAAGACACACCCAUAGAAGCGCAACGCCUCGCCGUACAAUGCUAUAUCAACCUGCAGAACUACCACACAAGCAUGCAAGCAAUGCUCAACAUGGAGUUUGUGAAUGAGCUGCUCGGCAUACUACAGAGAAUCGAUAUCAGAUUAAAAAUAAUGAGUUGUACAGCGCUCAGCGGGCUGAUGGCUGAGGAAGUCUCUAAGGAGUUAUUUACAUCGGGAAAAGGUGAAGAGGUCGUGUCAAAUAACCUACGAAUCGAGCACGUGGGCCUACGCACUGCACUCUGCACGCUAAUAACUGUCAGUGUCACUGAUGAAGGCGCCGACGUUUAUUUAGACCUUGGAACUGUUCAUUAUAUGGUAGAAAACAAGCAAGCGAGAUAUGCCCUCGGCGCUUGGGAGACAGCUUUGGAGGCAAUUUUCAACCAACACCCGUCAGCUAAAUUGGCCUACACCGGCCGGUUGGAUAUAAACGACGUAACAAACGACGGGUUCUAUGUAAUGAAGCGUUUAAAAAGUCCAUUCCCAACGCUGCGGGCUUUAGCCGAAACUCCAGCUCCGCACCAAGAUCCCGUGUUCGUGUGCAACUUUCAAAUUCCCAAUACGGGGAAUUCCUUGGAAUUAGACGUGCGAGCCUCGAAGGUCCCACGGAUGGUGUCAAAGUCGACGUCGUUCUCAAAUCGCGAAGUUAUACAGGACGACCCUUAUUUGCGCUCGUAUUUACUGCGCCUGCGCGUAUGGUUUGGUGAUCCAGCAAAAUCUUUGCACUACUUCGAAAUUGAAAACGCUCAUUACGAAGUGAGGUACCGGGACAAAUGUGACGAAGUGUCAACGUCGUUGAAACAGAAAGCGAUACUGUUGGCCGAAUUCGUGUCUGAGGCUAUGAGCGGGUUGACUCAAGAACGGGAUUGCUCCUUGCCGAGUGUAGACUUACAUUUGGCUGAUUUGAUGAUGGAGUUGAGUUCAAACCUGGUGGGUUUGGGUUUCGUGAAGUGCGGUGGUAGUUUGGAGCGGGCGUUGCUUUACAAAGUGCUGGCGGAUCGUUCGGGGCUGCCGUGUGCCCUGCACCGCGCCACCAGCGGACACGCCUGGUGCGAAGUCGCCGUGCCUGAACUAGACCCGGAGGAUUCAGAAACCACAGAGGAGAAAUACCCAGCAGGACUAUUGCGAGCCAACUAUGUAGUGGACUUGACAGAGCGUCCAGGGCGGCUUCUACCACGCGGCUGUUUCGAGACGAAACGCAUAUGCGGUCCCACGUGCGAUGCACGUUACACUGCUCGUGCGCCACCGGAGGUUUGUAAAUGUCAGCAUUGA